Messenger RNA from Pygocentrus nattereri (red-bellied piranha), 7561 nucleotides. It is a transcript of the gene slc12a7b, whose product is annotated as solute carrier family 12 member 7b. Gene Ontology annotation, molecular function: potassium:chloride symporter activity. Gene Ontology annotation, biological process: chloride transmembrane transport; cell volume homeostasis; potassium ion homeostasis. NCBI's taxonomy places the organism in Eukaryota, Metazoa, Chordata, Actinopteri, Characiformes, Serrasalmidae. Gene Ontology annotation, cellular component: membrane. The record is from RefSeq and is a predicted model, not a curated record. The coding region runs from base 120 to 3569 and encodes 1149 amino acids. The transcript has 26 exons.
CACACAGGGAUAGAGAGCGAGAAAGAAAGAGAGAGACAGAAAGAGAGCAUGCUGAACGACCUGAAACAGUCAGAUCCCUGAAGUGUGUGGAAGAGACCCGAGGAGGCGGAGGUCCGGUGAUGGACAUGACCGAGAGGUUCGUGGUUGUCCCCGUCGGCCAGGGCAACGGCAGCGCGGCCGAGGGACUGAGCCAAGAGCCCUCAACGUUACCUGCGUCGGCUGGAGGAGGAGGAGGUGAGGGAGAUUUGGGUUUGGAUGAGAGGGAAGCCGUGCCAAUCCUCGAGUACAGCCGGGAGCCCAACAAAUACGGUGAUGGAAACCCAAAAGAAAGCAGUCCUUUCAUCAACAACACAGAUAAUGAUAAAGGAACCCUAUAUGAUGGGAAAAACAUGGCACUAUUUGAGGAAGAAAUGGAUAGCAACCCCAUGGUGUCGUCACUACUCAGCAAACUGGCCAACUACACCAACCUUACACAGGGGGUUCGGGAGCAUGAAGAGGCAGAUGAGGAGGAGGGGGCGAAAAAGAAAACUGUCAAAAGUCCACAGAUGGGGACGUUCAUCGGCGUCUACCUGCCCUGCUUGCAGAAUAUCCUGGGGGUCAUCCUGUUUCUACGUAUGACUUGGAUUGUAGGCACUGCAGGCAUCCUGGAGGCCUUUAUCAUUGUAGCUAUGUGCUGCUCUUGUACAAUGCUUACAGCCAUAUCUAUGAGUGCCAUUGCUACAAAUGGAGUGGUCCCAGCUGGCGGAUCUUACUACAUGAUCUCCCGGUCGCUGGGUCCAGAGUUUGGAGGGGCUGUAGGACUGUGCUUCUAUUUGGGCACCACAUUUGCUGGAGCCAUGUACAUUCUUGGCACUAUUGAGAUUCUCUUGACCUACAUAGUGCCCAGUGCUGCCAUCUUUAAGGCGGAGGACAAAGCUGAUGAGGCGGAGGCCAUGCUGAAUAACAUGCGAGUGUAUGGCACCUGCUGUCUGACCCUGAUGGCACUAGUGGUGUUUGUGGGGGUGAAGUACGUGAAUAAGCUGGCGCUGGUCUUCUUGGCUUGUGUCGUGCUCUCCAUUCUGGCCAUCUAUGCUGGCGUCAUCAAGACCAUCUUCGAACCACCAGACUUUCCGGUCUGCUUGUUGGGCAACCGCACCCUCAAGAAUCAUGGCUUUGACAAGUGCUUAAAGACAGAUAUUAUUGACAAUGUGACAGUGACCACAAAGCUGUGGUCUCUGUUCUGCCAGUCCUCCGAUCUCAACUCUACCUGCGAUGAGUACUUUAACCUCAACAAUGUCACGGAGGUCCAGGGCAUUCCUGGUCUCACCAGCGGAGUCAUUUCAGAGAAUAUGUGGUCAAGUUAUGGCCCUUCUGACAUGCUGGUGGAGAAGAACAUGGCAUCAGUGGCAGCUUCUGACCCCACACUAGACCUUAACCUGCCCUAUGUAGUCAACGACAUUGCCACUUUCUUCACACUGCUAGUUGGGAUCUAUUUCCCUUCGGUUACCGGUAUCAUGGCUGGAUCCAACCGGUCCGGAGAUUUAAGAGAUGCCCAGAGGUCUAUUCCAAUAGGAACCAUUCUUGCCAUAGCAACUACUACCAUCAUCUACCUCUCCUGUGUGGUGCUGUUUGGCGCUUGCAUUGAGGGAGUGGUUCUCCGAGACAAGUUUGGAGACUCGGUCAAAAGAAACUUGGUGAUUGGUACUCUGUCGUGGCCCUCCCCCUGGGUGAUUGUGAUUGGCUCUUUCUUUUCCUGCUGUGGGGCAGGUCUGCAGAGUCUCACUGGUGCCCCCCGGCUGCUCCAAGCCAUCGCCCGAGAUGGCAUUGUGCCUUUCUUAGAGGUGUUUGGCCAUGGCAAAGCAAAUGGGGAGCCCACCUGGGCCCUACUGCUCACUGCGAUGAUCUGUGAGACGGGCAUUCUCAUUGCCUCGCUGGAUGCUGUGGCCCCUAUCCUCUCCAUGUUCUUCUUGAUGUGUUACCUGUUUGUGAACCUGGCUUGUGCUCUCCAGACUCUCCUGCGCACACCUAACUGGAGACCUCGCUUUAAGUACUACCACUGGGCGCUGUCUUUCCUGGGCAUGAGCCUGUGUCUGGCCUUGAUGUUCAUCUCUUCCUGGUAUUAUGCCUUGGUAGCUAUGCUUAUUGCUAGCUGUAUCUACAAAUACAUCGAAUACAGAGGGGCUGAGAAAGAAUGGGGUGAUGGCAUUCGUGGACUGUCCCUCAAUGCAGCUCGCUAUGCGCUUAUUCGACUGGAGGAAGCGCCACCACAUACCAAAAACUGGAGGCCUCAGCUACUGGUGCUGCUGAACCUGGACUCGGAGCUGCGAGUGAAGCACCCUCGUCUCCUCAACUUCACCACACAGCUUAAAGCAGGCAAGGGCCUCACCAUUGUGGGAUCAGUGCUCAAGGGUACCUACCUCGCCAAAGAGACUGAGGCCAAGAAAGCCGAGCAGAACAUUAAGACGGCCAUGAGUGCAGAAAAGACGAAGGGAUUCUGCCACGUCGUGGUGUCAUCCAACCUGCGGGACGGCAUUUCGCACCUGAUCCAGUCAGCUGGUCUUGGGGGGAUGAAGCACAACACUGUGCUGAUGGCAUGGCCCGGCACAUGGAAACAGUCCAAUGACCCUCUCUCAUGGAAAAACUUUAUAGAGACUGUGCGAGAGACCACAGCUGCCCACCAGGCGUUGCUGGUGGCUAAAAAUGUGGACAACUUCCCUCAGCAGGAGAGACUUGGAGAGGGCACCAUAGAUGUAUGGUGGAUUGUCCAUGAUGGAGGAAUGCUCAUGCUGCUGCCCUUCCUGCUCCGCCAGCACAAGGUGUGGAGGAAAUGUAAGAUGCGUAUCUUCACUGUAGCUCAGAUGGAUGACAACAGCAUUCAGAUGAAGAAAGACUUGCAGAUGUUCCUGUAUCAUCUUCGGCUGGACGCUGAGGUUGAGGUUGUGGAAAUGCAUGAUAGUGAUAUAUCAGCUUUCACCUAUGAGAAGACCCUGGUCAUGGAGCAGCGCUCACAGAUGCUGAAACAGAUGCAGCUCUCCAGGACUGAGCGGGAGAGAGAGAUUCAGAGCAUCACUGACGAAUCUCGUAGCUCCAUUCGGAGGAAGAACCAAACUGGAGCCCAGUGCUCAGGCGUGAGUAACCAGUGUGCUCCACUGGAGGACGAAAAGGACAAUGAGGCGCAGCUCAUUCAUGACAAGAACACCGCAUCCCAUGCAGCUUUGAACGACAAGCCCGAUGCCACUCCUGAGCGGGUCCAUAUGACCUGGACCAAAGAGAAGUUAUUCACCGAGCGCAAUCGCAAUCGAGAGCCAAAUGCCAGCAUGGGUGUACGGGACCUUUUCAACAUGAAGCCAGAGUGGGAGAGUCUCAACCAGUCUAACGUGCGUCGCAUGCACACUGCUGUUAAGCUGAAUGAGGUGGUUGUGAACAAGUCCCAGGGAGCCCAGCUGGUCCUCCUCAACAUGCCUGGACCACCAAAGAGCCAGGGUGGAGAUGAAAACUACAUGGAGUUCUUGGAGGUUUUGUUAGAAGGUCUCAACCGGGUCCUGUUGGUCCGUGGUGGCGGCCGGGAGGUUAUUACCAUCUACUCAUAAACUCCCUCGCUGCCCCCAAGUGUCUUUGAAUAGAGUUAUUUUUUUUGGCAGCAUGGCCGGGUGUAUGUGGCAAAACAGACUGGGUUAGUGGCAUUAUGGAGGGCUGUGGUGUGUCUGGAGAGACUGUGGGCAUUUGGCCUUGAACAGAGAGCCAAGGGAGACCACCUGAGGCGUUUCAGACAAGACGCAGGAUCACCACAGGCCAAAGGAUGAAGCAGUAUAAGGACACUUUAACUUGCGCUUGUUCACUCUGUGUUCUUUUAUUGUAUGUUUUUUUUUUUUUUCUCCUUAAACCCUUGCAAUUCAUGUUCAUUCAUGUUCAGUGAAGGAUGUGUAAGUUCAUCAAGCUGUCUGUGGUAAUGUAUGUGCAAACGUCACCUGCUUUGUUGUUUUGUAAUUAUGGUUUUCUGAAGGAAUCUAUGUCUCCACACAAGGUGCGCAUACUGUGGCUGCGUUUGUUUGACAGCCAUGGUCUGCUCUGAUUUUUUUUUUUUUUUUUUUUUUUUGCCAUUUCUGCAGCAAUUUCUGUGAGAUUACACGCUGACGGACAGGAUUACUGUCUCUCCAUUUUGCUGCUCAUCAGGAGGAGCAGUGUUAAAGCACUCAACUUAGGGACCCUGUUGCACCACAGCAGCACUUAGUGUGUUGUUCUAGAGGCCCAGGCUGCUCCCGGGCCUCUGCUACAUACACUCAAGCUUUAUAACUAGAAAACAGUUACUUUUUGCAUUUCCAUUUACAUACAAAGAUGUUAUCUGUUAACAUGGAGAGAAUCCCUCUGCUCAAUCAUACAUUGGGUUAUGCAUCCUGAUUGUAUGUUUAGUCAGGGACUUUCCAGGAAAUCUUCAUUUGUGAUAUGUAUCAGACUCUGAGACUAAGGUUCAGAUUCAAAUAUUAAGGGAGUAUUUAUUUGUGUUCUUUGCAAAUGCUAGUUGUGUCAGCAUUGUUAGAGGCCUAAAAGUGGUAUGCAUGAGAUUGUGUGGGUGUGUGUGUAGGUGUGUGUUUGUUUUGAGGAAAGUAAGGAAUGUUACUUUACUGAAUAUUAUUUAAUUGGAUUUGUGCAAUAAUGUUUGUUCCUUCAUUGCAUUGCUAACAUAUCAUUGUCUUUAGUGUCCGGUUGCUUUGACGUUUUUGUAUUGUAAUCCUGUAUGGUAAUUUAAAUACCAUCAGUGCUCCAGGAAUAUAGCCAUGGCAUCUGUGCUCUAAGAUCUUUGACAAUCUCUGACCUCUACAGUUUUGAAUUCAUAUUACCAGGAAUCCUUAAGAGUGUGGUUUUCUUCACCUACACAAUGCGGAUUGCUGGAAAACCAAACGAACCCUGUCAUACUGGCUUCACUUGGGCUGGGGGUUUUCACUGGCAGGCAGUUGCUGUUGAUGCAAAGACAACACAUUAGAGUCUGCAGUGCCACACUAGAUGCACCAGCAGCAUUAUUGCUUACUGGGCAUCGUUGGCAUUGCAGACCCAAAACUAAGCAUACUUGAAACCAGCAUGACAGCAAGUAGUUCACGAAGCUUUAGACUGUCCUCCAAGUUGAAGUUAUCCCAUUUCCACAGGGUCAUGACAUGCUUGCAACCAAAGUUACAUUUCUGUUAAUUUUUGGAACAGCUCACUUAGCUUCUGCCUUGAGACACCCAUGUGUUAGUUCUAUGAGGUGAUACCCUUUUAAUGGUAUGAUAAAGAACUUGGAUAUGUUACUGCAGCUAGAGUUUUAAAUGCGGAGCAACUCAACGUUGAGCACUGACAAUCAUAUAGAGCUUAAAGGGCUUCUGCAUUCAGGCCACAAGUCAGAAAAAGGAAGUCAUGACGCGACUUGGGGCAUUGCUGCAGUCUGAGUUUUCACCAGCUCAGUUUGCAAAUGUAAGGAACCGAUUUGUAGGAAAUCUUGUUUUUGUUUGAGAGAGAAAACAAGCAGUUACUGAAUAAGGAAAUACUGUUAAUGAUUGAAUCCCUUGAGUGUGUACAUUUAAUUUAAGUAAAGUUUUUAAUCUAAUGUAUUUGUGUAAAAGAUUUUUGUGCCAAACAAACUAGAUUUUUUUUUUCUUUUGUGCAAGACUUUGUGGCUUUAUGCUCAGAUGUUGUACCCAAAUGUCACUUCCUUCUUUUUUUUCCCCCCCAAAAGCAUUUUUGUAGUCAACCAUUUAGUGGAUAAAAGCAAUGUACUAAACCCUUUAAGAAGAUGUUUCCAUGAUUUGAAAGCUUGAAUUGGCUAGAGUCUUCUUGUCUGUACAAUGUAUUAAACAUUGUGUCAGAAAGAGCAGGAUUGGCUGGGAUUUCCUGAUGUCAUCUCUUAUGGUCUUUGGCCCUUUUGGCCCAAAGUGUCCUCCUUGGUUUCAGAUGCAGUACGAGCCUGUAUGGUGGAAAAGGGACACCUCACUGUAUAUAUUUGGACAGUUUCUUUUAAACGUUUGUCUAUUUUCAUUCUUUCUUUCUUAGCUGUGCAGUAUUUUGUAACCAGAACAUUGUAUUUUUCUACAGUACGUUGUGAUGUCAUCGUAGAAGGUGCCACAGAAAUCGAACUCCUAGAAACAACUUGGCUGAUGUGGAAUUCUCUUUCUGUGGAGUUUACCAUCAAUAUCUACUCAUGCACUAGUGUACUUAGUCUUGUUGUGUUGUCUGUGGUUGUAGACUCUGCUCUUCAGUUAUGUUACUCUUAAGUGAUAUGUUUCAAUUUAGUAGAACUUGUGAUUUUGUCUUUUUUAAUAUGAGGAUGUGAGCAUGUAUGAGUUUGUUUUAUUUUUUUUUUUCCUUAUUUUCUUUUUUCCCCUCCACUGAUUGGGAGUGCGUCAUACAAUGUUUUUUUCCUGUUUCAAAAAGUACAUUGGGCGAACUCUUCUGUUAUGGGACCAGGACAAUGGGUUACAGCGAUCUUACAAACCAUUGUUAUCAGAAUUUUCCACAUUUCAUCACCAAAGAUUCAGCAUGUGAUAAUGUAGCAAGGUUUUAGCUGUUGAAAUGUUUCUUAAGGCAUGUUACUUGAGCUGAUGAUGAGGAGGAUGAUAAUGAUGAUGAUGAUGAUGAAUUGUGACCCACCAAAGCAGAUCCUGACAGGAGUUACUGAUAUACAGUAUUGUGCAAAAGUCAGAGACCACCAUUUCAGUAAUAUUUCAUUUCCUGUGGGAACAGCCAUGAAGUACAAGUUAUUCAUUUUUCAGUGUCAUGAAACGACUGAAUAUAAUCAGUCAUAAUGAAUACAGUGUUUCAUUGUGUCCACCCUUUACCUUUCAUUAUUUUCUGGAGACUUGCUUCAGUUUUUCAAAGAAAUCUACAAGGACAUCUCACAACCCAAGUAGUCCCAAACACAGUCAGUGAUACAGAGGUCUGCACUGGAGUGGUCAGUGCUCAGAGAACACCAGCAGCAGCAGCUUUAUUAUUUGAUUCGCAUAAGGGGGAAGUUAGGACAACGCCACCCUUCUUUAUUUAACCUUGUGUCUGAGCCCCUCAGAAAUAUCUCCUGAAAAUGUAUAUCCUGUACUUAGACAUUUUGACUAGAUGUAAAAUAAAUGAAGGGUGGUCUGACUUUGGCACAAUACAGUACAGCCAGAGUGGGUGGGUCAAUCUGAUUACCAGCUCACAAUUAUUAUAGAGCUGGGUUAAUCAAGACUCUACAUUGGCUGACAAGUUUCUUUAUACUAAGAACGCAUUUGUGUUUACAGGAAAGACGAAGUGUGUGUGUGUGUGUGUGUGUGUGUGUGUGUGUGUGUGUGUGUGUGUGUGUGUGUAAGAGCGAGAGAAAAGAAAAUGUACAACAGAGUUAGAUCCAGAAACUGAUUUCACAUGAGGGGAUCCAAAGUCCCCCAUCAUUUUGAGAAACAGAAAUCGGCUAAGAGGGGCACACACAAGCAAAACCUGCACAACCCUUGUUCAUUUAAAGCUGUUCUGUUCCAGGAUUCAAAAGUGGCACACGUUUGUAGGUUGUUACAUGUGAAGAUAGGGGAGGAGAGCCCAUAAAGUUGUGCCUCUGACUCAUUUAAAUAAAAGUACUGAAACAAAAACA